AUCACAGUCAGCGCAGUCAGCCAGUGAGAAGGAAACUUGUGACUGCGGCAGAAGCAGCUGGAGCGUGGCCUCUCACUGCGAGAUUAAAGAAAAGGGAAAGAAUUUACAGCACAGCUCUGCUUCAGUCUCCUCAGCUCAAUCUGGCAACAUGGACUGCGGCAUUUGUACGUCCAAGACCAUCCUGCUCUUCCUCAGCUUGCUGUUCUGGGGUGCCGGAGCAGCAUUGGCCUACGUUGGUGCCUACAUAAUCAUGAGCUAUAGAACCUUUGACAGUUUUGUGGCAGACAAGCAGUCUCUGAUCCCCGCGAGCAUCGUCAUCAUUGCCAGCGUGGUGAUGGUCGUCAUCGGCCUGGUGGGAUGCUGCGCCACACUCAGAGAGUCCAAAUUUGGCCUUGGCUGUUUCUUUCUGGUUAUCGUGAUAGUCUUUGCAGCUGAAGUGACUGCUUUGGUGUUUAUCUUCAUUUACCAAAGCAGAUCAGCGCAGAUAAAUCAGGAGCUGGAGCGCUCGAUGAAUAAGACCUUUGCAAAUUAUGAUGGAACCGAUGUUAACUCCAGAGCUGUGGAUGAUCUGCAGUCUCAGUUGAAGUGCUGUGGAGUCAUCAACUACACCAGCUGGUACAACACCCCCUGGUACGAAGGAAACAAAACUAUACCUCCGUCUUGCUGCAUAAACACAACUCAGUGUACCGGCCAAACCAGCCAGUUUUAUCAAGAGGGUUGUGUGGUAAAACUGGAGAAGUUCCUGCAUGAUGCGUUGAAUUAUGCCAUGCUGGUCAUCCUUGGAUUUGCCAUCAUCAAGUUCUUUGGGAUGCUGAGCGUCUGUGUGAUAACCUGUAGAAGCGGCAGUCGGAGGAGUGGCUAUGAGCCUCUGUAUGCCUGAGACGCUUCCUGGAAGUCCCUGCUCAUUUUCCUCAAAGGGGUCUGCAGACUGAUUCCUCUGCACUGUAAACAACAAUCAGUUCCUUCUACAAAUCUAAAGUUUAUCUCAAUAAUUGUACCUGCAAGUCAUAUUCUGAAGGGGAUCAUAUGACAGCAUGCCUCCUCAGACUGUAACAAAAUUAUAUGUAGCUCCGUCCAUGUAGAUUUAUCGUUUUGAGUGCAUCUACUUUCAGUUAACUUUCCAUGAAGUAGAGCUACUUGUGCUGUCUAUAUGUCUCUUUGCAAACAAAUUAAGAAAUGGAGUCUGUCUGAAAUGCUUGAAUUCAUUUGAACUGUUUACUGAAAGCCUUACUUGCCCGAUGCAGACUCUCCCAUUAGAUGUGAUGUAAAGAAAACUCUCUGACGUUGAGGCCUCUUCUUUUACUUGUUUAUCUUUAACCCUUCUCGCUUUUCUGCAUCGUGUAGAUAAUCCUUCAAAGGACAUUAUUCUGUGAAUGUACCUUAGUAAAUGACGUCAUUAUAUCUUUGGAGUUGUUUGCGAUAGUUAACCAAAGUGUUUAUUGCCUUAUUUAGGGAUCUUAAAGCAAACUAAAUUGGGUGGAAAACCCAUGUCUUUCUCUGGUCAGUUAACUGUAUGGAGAAUCUUUAUGUUUAUUAUAUUUCUAAAUUAAAAGGGUAAAUAUUUCACAAUGUUGUUGAUUUUUUUGUUGUUGUUUUGUCUCCACUAAAUGGCUAUAGAUUUUCCUUAAAAAUUGUAACACGUUACCAUUGAAUGACGUGUAUUAAAAAAAGAAAACUUGUUGCUUGAAAAAAAUAAGCGUAUGCACACCGAGUUUCUUAAGGGUGACCCACCGUGUUUAUCUGUAACCUCCUGACUCGGCUGAUAAGAGGCCCACAUGGUGGCGCAGAGAGAUGAUGACUAUUCAUCUUACAUGAACUUUGUCACUGUUUACAAAGAU
Molecule: messenger RNA, 1838 nt
Organism: Xiphophorus couchianus (Monterrey platyfish)
Lineage: Eukaryota; Metazoa; Chordata; Actinopteri; Cyprinodontiformes; Poeciliidae
Gene: tspan36
Product: tetraspanin 36
Exons: 7
Coding region: 149-880 (243 amino acids)
Cellular component (GO): plasma membrane
Source: RefSeq, a predicted model, not a curated record